Miscanthus lutarioriparius is the source of this 408-nucleotide messenger RNA. NCBI's taxonomy places the organism in Eukaryota, Viridiplantae, Streptophyta, Magnoliopsida, Poales, Poaceae. The record is from the annotation of a GenBank genome assembly.
AUGGUUCUCCGGGGUGGGGUGGGGGGUGGGUGCUCGGGAGCUCUAGUGAGCCUGUCCAACCUUCGAGACCGCGUCAUUGAACAAAUGAGUGUGGUAAUCCGAGGCGGGGAAAUCCCUUUUCUCCCACGUCACGAGCUCAACAAGGUAGUGGCUGAGAAACUGGGCGUUCCACUCCUACUCAAUUCCACUGCCAGAGGUCUUGCAGCUGCUGCCCCUAACGCUGAGGACCAAGCACAACAGCUUGAGGCUCGCGCCGCAGUCAACCCAGACUUACAUCAGACAGCCGCUGCCGCCAGGGGUACAACAGCAACCAGACGCCAGCACGCCAACCGGGCUCGGGAUGCUGCAGGGGUGGAGAGAGCCGCCGUUGAGGCAGCUCCGGCGCCCGUGGUCAAUGCCCAGGCCUAG